CUGUAUUUAUUUGCUUAUAAAACUGUUACAAUAAAUGAUUAUUCAACAGCGUCAUUCAUACCUUAAUGACGAGCCCUAGUUUUUGAUGAAUGACAUUUCUGCCUGGGAAGGAUGUAUGGGUCAUUUUGACCAGUCAUUCUAUCGCUUUGGCAUCCCACAAUUUUUACGCAACGCUAAAAAAAGAAGAUAUUUAGAGACACUGCCAGGCUAAAUGUGAAUUGGCCCCUGCUGCAGGCAGAUCAUCAUUACUACAGCACCAACCCUUCUACUUUGACUUUUUUUUCUCUCUCUCUCCUCUUCACAAAGCUGAGAUGAUGGAAAGGAUAAGAAAAGAGAUGAUUCUCAUGGAAAGAGGUCUGCACAGCCCAACCACAGGCAAAAGGCUUUCCAAUUUAUCCGACUCAGCUGGGAAUGCAGUGUUAGAGGCCUUGGAAAAUGCACAUCACGCUGCCCGCUUGAGUCCCAGACUAACUUCUUCCUCCAUGCAUGGAUCUAUAGGGGACCUUCCUAGCAAAGGCAGAUUUGAAAUAGACAAUUUGUUCAGCAUCCCUCAUCCCAACAGUGAUAGUAACAACGCAGCAGACAUCUCCCUGUGUGACAGAGGGAAGAAGAUAAGCCAGUAUUCGGAAGUUGCUUCAGACGCAGAUAUGAGCAGUGAUGUAGAGGUGGGGUGUUCAUCCCUGCGCUCCCCGAACAGCCUGAGUGGCAGCCAGCUGAAGGACAAUAUCAACAAAGACAGUGGCUCAGUGGCCAAUACCACCAGCUCCUCUGCAAAUUCUGGAUUAGGCAGCCUCAAUAGCUGUAAUCCCGUGGGGAGCUCCAGCUCAGCUGCUGACCAGGUGCGUCGAUACAGGACAGCAUUCACUAGAGAGCAGAUAGCCAGGUUGGAGAAGGAGUUCUACCGAGAGAAUUAUGUGUCACGGCCCCGGAGAUGUGAGCUGGCAGCUGCCCUCAACCUUCCAGAGACAACUAUCAAGGUGUGGUUCCAGAACCGCCGGAUGAAGGACAAGAGGCAGCGCUUGGCCAUGUCCUGGCCCCAUCCCGCGGACCCCAGCUUCUACACCUACAUGAUGACGCACGCUGCGGCCACAGGCAGCCUUCCUUACCCCUUCCACUCCCACGUGCCUCUGCACUACUACCCCCAUGUCGGGGUUACCGCAGCUGCGGCGGCCGCGGCUGCAUCCGGGGCGGCGGCCGCCUCACCCUUUGCCACAUCCAUCCGCCCCCUGGACACCUUCCGAGCCCUCUCGCACCCCUACUCCAGACCGGAACUACUUUGCAGCUUCAGGCAUCCGGGAUUAUAUCAGUCCCCAGCCGGGAUCAAUAGCACGGCCGCAGCAGCCGCCGCCGCAGCCGCGGCCGCAGCUGCCGCCUCUGUCCCUGGAUCCGCUCCCUGCUCCUGCCUCAGUUGUCAUAGUAACCAGACGGCGUCGGCCCUGGGCUCAGCCAGCAGGGGCUCGGAUUUCAAUUGUACCGCGGCCUCCCAGAGGUCGGAGAGCAGCUUCCUCCCCUACUCCGCGGCUGUGCUCAGCAAAACGUCGGUCACCCCGGUGCCUGAGCAGAGAGAUGAGAGCCCUUUGACUAGAUAACUGUGGCCCUGACACAGGAACAGCCCACCCCUAGACCUGCACUGACCCUAGCAGAGAGGACUGGUCGUUCGUCAGCCAUUACCAACAAACUAGGGCGAUUUUAUCUUUUUUUUUUUUAAUAAAAAAAACAACCCUAAAAACUAAAAAACCCGGCUCCCUUCCUCCUUCGUAAUACCAUCGGCUACUGUACAAUUAAAGGGACGUUUUCCUGAACAGAAACUGGCACUGAGCACAUCAUUGUAAUACAAUGAGUCACACAUACAUAUGAUAUUUGUUGGAAA
Messenger RNA from Pseudophryne corroboree (corroboree frog), 1870 nucleotides. RefSeq names its product even-skipped homeobox 2 (gene EVX2). The coding region runs from base 312 to 1589 and encodes 425 amino acids. Gene Ontology annotation, cellular component: nucleus. The transcript has 3 exons. Gene Ontology annotation, molecular function: DNA-binding transcription factor activity, RNA polymerase II-specific; RNA polymerase II cis-regulatory region sequence-specific DNA binding. The record is from RefSeq and is a predicted model, not a curated record. Gene Ontology annotation, biological process: regulation of transcription by RNA polymerase II. NCBI's taxonomy places the organism in Eukaryota, Metazoa, Chordata, Amphibia, Anura, Myobatrachidae.